Messenger RNA from Medicago truncatula (barrel medic), 1245 nucleotides. RefSeq names its product homeobox-leucine zipper protein ATHB-13. Gene Ontology annotation, molecular function: DNA-binding transcription factor activity, RNA polymerase II-specific; sequence-specific DNA binding. The record is from RefSeq and is a predicted model, not a curated record. The transcript is spliced from 4 exons. Bases 224 to 1075 code for a protein of 283 amino acids. Gene Ontology annotation, cellular component: nucleus. Gene Ontology annotation, biological process: positive regulation of DNA-templated transcription. Lineage: Eukaryota; Viridiplantae; Streptophyta; Magnoliopsida; Fabales; Fabaceae.
UGAUGUAUAGACCUAUAGAUUCAAGCAUCUCUCACCACCUCUCUCUCUCUCUUAGAACUUUCUUUUCCUUUCCAAAUAUUUACAUAAGAAAAAAAAAGCUCUACCUAAAACUCUCCAUCUUAUUCAAUUUGAAGGACUAAUUUAAUUUUCUCAUAAGUAUUUAUUACAAGAUGUUGUGAAAUAGCUAGUCUUGAAGAUUUGUGGCAGGCUUAGAUAAGCAACAAUGCAUGAGAUGGCUUUUUUCCAAGCAAAUUUCAUGCUACAAACUCCUCAUCACCAUGAUGAUCAUCAUCAACCAUCUUCACUGAACUCAAUUCUACCUCAAGAUUAUCAUGGGGGACCAUCAUUUCUAGGGAAGAGAUGUAUGUCAUUUUCAUCGGGGAUUGAACUUGGAGAAGAAGCAAAUAUACCUGAGGAAGAUUUAUCUGAUGAUGGAUCACAAGCUGGAGAGAAGAAGAGGAGGCUUAAUAUGGAACAAGUGAAGACACUUGAGAAGAGUUUUGAACUUGGUAAUAAGCUUGAGCCUGAGAGGAAAAUGCAGCUUGCAAGAGCUCUUAACUUGCAACCUAGACAAGUUGCUAUAUGGUUUCAAAAUAGAAGGGCAAGAUGGAAGACAAAGCAGUUGGAAAAAGACUAUGAUGUUCUUAAAAGACAAUAUGAUGCUAUUAAGUUAGAUAAUGAUGCACUUCAAGCUCAGAACCAAAAACUUCAAGCUGAGAUAUUGGCAUUGAAAAAUAGAGAACCAACAGAAUCAAUCAACCUGAACAAAGAAACAGAAGGAUCAAGCAGCAAUAGAAGUGAGAACAGUUCAGAAAUCAAGUUGGAUAUGUCAAGAACACCAGCAAGUGAUAGUCCUCUUUCUACACAUCAACAUACAACAAGCAGAACUUUCUUUCCACCAUCUGCUAGGCCUUCUAGUGGAAUUGCUCAGCUUUUCCAAACUUCUUCAAGGCCAGAAAUUCAAUGCCAAAAGAUUGAUCAAAUGGUCAAAGAAGAAAGUUUAAGCAACAUGUUUUGUGGUAUGGAUGAUCAAGCUGGAUUUUGGCCAUGGUUGGAGCAACAACAUUUCAAUUGAAUCAAAAGGAGAGUUAAUUAAUUAAUUUAAAUUAAAAUUUGAAUGUUGUUUUUUUGUUUAAUGUGAAAUCAAAAGGGUGUUAAUCUGUCACAAUAUUUUAUGAGUUAUUUAAUUGAAAGCCUUGUUUUGGAAAAGUUUAAAUUCAUGUAUAAAAUAGAUUUUAUCUAAUA